This is a messenger RNA of Penicillium psychrosexuale, 1917 nucleotides long. RefSeq lists its product as uncharacterized. Bases 1 to 1917 code for a protein of 638 amino acids. Lineage: Eukaryota; Fungi; Ascomycota; Eurotiomycetes; Eurotiales; Aspergillaceae. Gene Ontology annotation, biological process: amino acid transmembrane export from vacuole. The transcript has 3 exons. The record is from RefSeq and is a predicted model, not a curated record.
AUGUUGCUUGCUGGGGCUCUUCCGCCCGCAUCCGCGCGUACCUGGGCUCGUAAAUUUGUGGAUUCCUGGGGGAGAAUUUACACAACCUUCUCCAUGCUAUCCUAUAUAUCUGCUGCCUUUCGGCCCCCGUCGCCGGAGGAAGGCGUACAGCAGCGACCACCACGGUAUGCCGGUGAAGAUACCACCCCAACGAGCCGCCGGGAGAUCCUAGGAUGGUACUCGUACGGGAUUGCGGCGGAGGUGUUCGCGGUCUGUGGCGUAGGAUCUUUCCUACCGCUCACCUUGGAACAAUUAGCCCGCGAGCGCGGCACCCUGCAAGUGAGCCGUCUUCCAUGUGUCGGACCAUCCACAGGGAAUAGCACAAAUAGUGCUGAAAAUGGCCAAUGUGUGGUGCCGAUAUUUGGCGCCGAGGUCAACACAGCCAGCUUCGCCAUGUACACCUUCUCGCUGGCAGUACUUAUACAGGCGCUGACACUGAUAUCGUUCAGCGCGCUGGCGGAUUACGAGAACAACCGCAAGAUAUUGCUUAUGGUAUUCGGAUUCGCCGGUGCGCUCGCCAGCAUGUUGUUCAUAUUCAUUGCGCCGCCUAUCUUCAUUGUCGGAUCGAUAUUGGUCGUCAUCGGUGUGACCUGCCUCGGUUCAUCCUUUGUUGUGCUGAACUCUUAUCUCCCCGUGCUUGUCGCCAACGACCCAUCUCUGCAAGAGGGAAAGGCGGAUGACAGCGCGGAAAUGUCGAGCUUCGAUCGAGACGGAGGUAACUCGGAAUGGAACGCCUGGGGCAGCGAUGAUGCCGACAACGAUAGUUUAGACGGACUUCAGCCACAAGAGCAGCCACGGAACUCACUAGAAGGUGGAACUGGGGCCAAGGCCUCGCCGUCGUCCUCCCCGGAGCUGCAGCUGUCCACCAAAAUCUCCUCCACAGGCAUCGGUCUUGGAUAUUGUGCGGCGGUCUUUGUGCAAAUCAUCAGUAUCAUCAUGCUGAUCACAUUAUCCAAGACCUCCCUUGUCAAAGUGUCUGGCACUCUUCCCAUGCGCUUCGUAUUGCUCCUGGUCGGCAUCUGGUGGGGCGGGUUCACCUUGGUCACUCGUAAUUUGCUCAAGACACGACCGGGGCCUCCCUUGGAUUCAGUCGCCACCAAAGGCACAUCAAGAUGGCGAGCCUGGUUACGACUGAUCGGUUUUGCCUGGAAAUCACUAUGGGAGACCGUCAAAAUAGUCAUCAAACUGCGCGAAGUCCUCAUGUUCCUCGUGGCAUGGUUCCUGAUCUCCGAUGCAAUGGCCACUGUCUCCGCGACGGCGAUCCUCUUCGCGCGCACGGAACUCAAACUGAGCACACCGCUGAUCGGACUUCUCUCCAUCACUGCCACGGUGUCCGGCAUGACGGGCGCAUUCCUAUGGCCACAUGUGUCUCGGUACUUCGGCCUACGGUCAAAUCAAACUAUCAUCCUGUGCAUCGGCAUGUUUGAGAUGAUUCCACUCUAUGGGUUGCUUGCUUACAUCCCCUUCAUAAAAAAAUGGGGUGUGUUCGGGUUACAACAGCCGUGGGAGAUAUUCCCGCUGGCCAUCGUCCACGGCGUCGUGUCGGGAGGACUGGCAUCAUACUGCCGAUCGUUCUUCGGACUCAUGAUUCCUCCUGGUAGCGAGGCUGCGUUCUACGCUCUUUACGCUGCUACUGACAAGGGCAGCUCAUUCAUUGGACCGGCUAUUGUGGGCGUUCUUGUUGAUGCGACCGGCCAAAUCCGAAGUGGAUUUUUCUUCAUGGCGCUUCUGAUCCUUCUGCCUAUCCCUCUCGUGUGGAUGGUUAACGCGGACAAGGGUCGGCGUGAAGGUUUGGCUAUGGCUGAAACCCUGGGCAAGUCACAUGGUGGGCCCGCCGAGUACGCCCAGGAAGCCGAAGGGCUUCUUGCUCGUGAGUAG